Molecule: messenger RNA, 2725 nt
Organism: Erinaceus europaeus (western European hedgehog)
Lineage: Eukaryota; Metazoa; Chordata; Mammalia; Eulipotyphla; Erinaceidae
Gene: TAS1R3
Product: taste 1 receptor member 3
Exons: 6
Coding region: 152-2725 (857 amino acids)
Biological process (GO): sensory perception of umami taste; G protein-coupled receptor signaling pathway; sensory perception of sweet taste
Cellular component (GO): membrane
Molecular function (GO): sweet taste receptor activity; G protein-coupled receptor activity
Source: RefSeq, a predicted model, not a curated record
GUCAGCAUUCAGCACCCAGAAGAGCAAGGGCAGGUCCGGGGCCCCUGGGUGCAGCCGGGGUUUUGAUAAGCAAAUUCCCGGCCCCACCCUGCCUGGCUCACCAUAUCUGGGCCCACCAUGUGCCCACUGGUCAUCCCUGCUGGACACCAACAUGACAGGUCUAGCCCUCCUGAGUCUCAUGGCUGUGCUGGGCCAUGGGAUGGGUACCCCUCUGUGCCUGUCCCAGCAGCUCAGGAUGCAGGGGGACUACAUGCUGGGUGGCCUCUUCCCCCUGGGCUCAGCUGAGGAGGCCGGGCUGGGCAGCAGGACACAGCCAGGUGGCACUGUCUGCACCAGGUUAUCAUCCCUAGGUCUGCUCUGGGCACUGGCUUUGAAGAUGGCUGUAGAGGAGAUCAACAAUGGGUCUGCCCUGCUGCCAGGGCUGCGCCUGGGCUACGACAUCUUUGACACAUGUUCAGAACCUGUGGUUGCCAUGAAGCCCAGCCUCAUGUUUAUGGCCAAAGCAGGCAGCUGUGACAUAGCAGCCUACUGCGACUACACACGCUACCAGCCCCGCGUGUUGGCCGUCAUUGGGCCUCAUUCCUCUGAGUUGGCUGUCGUCACCGGGAAGUUCUUUGGCUUCUUCCUCAUGCCCCAGGUCAGCUACGGCGCUAGCACCGAGCGGCUGAGUAACCGGGAGACAUUCCCGUCCUUCUUCCGCACAGUGCCCAGUGACCGAGUGCAGGUGGCGGCCAUGGUGGAGCUGCUGCUGACACUGGGCUGGAAUUGGGUGGCUGCCAUGGGCAGCGAUGAUGAGUAUGGCCGGCAGGGCUUGAACCUCUUCUCCAGCCAAGCCAAUGCGAGAGGCAUAUGCAUCGCACACGAGGGGCUGGUGCCACUGCCAGGCAAUGGCAGCCCACGCCUGGGCUCUGUACCAGGCCUGUUGCACCAGGUGAAUCAGAGCAAGGUACAGGUGGUGGUGCUCUUCUCCUCAGCCCGUGCCGCCCGUACCCUCUUCACCUACAGCAUCCAGAGCCGCCUGGCACCCAAGGUGUGGGUAGCCAGUGAGGCCUGGUUGACCUCAGACCUGGUCACAGGGCUACCUAACAUGCCCCAGGUGGGUUCCGUGCUUGGCUUCCUGCAGCAGGGGGCUCCCAUGCCCAGCUUCUCUGCCUAUGUGAGACACCGCCUGGCCCUAGCUGCCAACCCCACCUUUUGCUCCAAGCUGGAUGCUGAGCAGCCAGGGCUGGAGGAGCAUGUGAUGGGGUUACGCUGCCCCCAGUGCAAUCACAUCUCCCCCGAGAACCUGACCUUGGAGCUGCUGCACCACCAGACCUUUGCAGCCUAUGCAGCCGUUUAUGGUGUAGCCCAGGCUCUGCACAACACAUUGGGCUGCAGCACCACGGGCUGCCCUAGCUGGCCAACUGUGCAGCCCUGGCAGCUGCUAGAGAACAUGUACAACACAACCUUCCACGUGCAAGGCUUGGUGCUGCGCUUUGACGCCCAUGGGAAUGUGAACAUGGACUAUGACCUGAAGCAGUGGGUGUGGCAGAACCCCAGGCCUGAGCUACGCACUGUGGGCACCUUCAAUGGCAGACGCCUCCAGCUCCAGCACUCCAGGAUGUGGUGGCACACAGGAAGCAAGGCCCUGUGCCAGGUGCCCCUGUCCCAGUGCUCCAAGCAGUGUCAGGAGGGCCAGGUGCGCCGUGUGAAGGGCUUCCACUCCUGCUGUUAUGACUGUGUGGACUGCAAGGAGGGCAGCUACCAGGAUAGCCCAGAUGCCAUCGUCUGCACUCCAUGCCAGAAGGAACAGUGGUCUCCAGCGCGAAGCAUGCGCUGCUUCCCCCGUACACCCAAGUUCCUCACCUGGGGGGAGCCCACCGUGCUGGGGCUGCUCCUAAUGCUGGGUCUAGUGCUGGGCCUGGUGCUGGCAGCCCUCGGGCUCUUCCUCCAGCACCGGGACAGCCCUCUGGUGCAGGCCUCGGGGGGUCUCAGGGCCUGCUUUGGCCUGGCCUGCUUGGGCCUUGUCUGCCUCAGUGUGCUACUGUUCCCCGGCUAUCCCAGCAACAUCAGCUGCCUGGCCCAGCAGCCACUGCUGCACCUCCCACUCACAGGCUGCCUGAGCACACUCUUCCUGCAGGGGGCCCAGAUCUUCAUAGACUCUGAACUGCCGCCAGCCUGGGGGGCCUGGUUAGUUGGCCACCUGCAGGGGCCCUGGGGCUGGCUGGUGGUGCUGCUGGCGCUGCUGGCUGAGGCAGCACUGUGCACCUGGUACCUGCUAGCCUUCCCUCCGGAGAUGGUGACAGAGUGGCACCUGCUGCCCACAGAGGCACUAGUGCACUGCCGUGUGCACUACUGGAUCAGCUUCGGCCUGGUGCAUGCCAUCAAUGCCCUACUGGCCUUCCUCUGCUUCCUGGGCACCUUCCUGGUGCAGAGCCGGCCUGGCUGCUAUAACAGCGCCCGUGGCCUGACCUUUGCCAUGUUGGCCUACUUUAUCACCUGGGUCUCCUUUGUGCCCAUCUUUGCCAAUGUGCAUGUGGCCUACCAACCCGCUGUGCAGAUGGGCGCCACCCUGCUCUGUGCCUUAGGUGUCCUGGCUGCCUUCCACCUGCCCAAGUGCCACCUGCUGCUGUGGCAGCCAGAGCUUAACACCCCUGAGUUCUUCCAGGGGGAGGGGCAUGGUGAGGUGGCCAGAGAGAGAGGUGGUCGUAGGGUGGGGGAGUUGACUCAGGGCAAAAGUGAAUGA